AUGGCGGAAGACAAGGACAGUGAGAAAGUUUCCCCUGCGCGGAAACAAGAAUGUAUUGUCGAUAAUACCCUUCUCGAUGAAUCGUCAAUCAUCAACAUGGAUUAUUCUGGCGCAAGAACGACAUUAAGCCCGGAGGAAAUCAAUCUUGUCAGGAAACUAGAUAGAUGGAUAAUGCCAACUCUUUGGGCUAUGUACUGGCUUAACUAUCUCGAUCGGAACGCCAUUGCCCUUGCCCGCGUAGAUGAUCUCGAGCAGGAUCUUCACCUCAAGGGGAACGAAUACAAUACAUGCAUUUCUAUCCUUUUUGUCGGGUACCUGAUUGGGCAGAUACCAUCUAACAUGUAUCUCACACGGGCUAAGCCGUCAUAUUACCUGUCCUUCUUCAUGGCUCUGUGGGCUAUCGCUUCCGGUCUAACAGCUUUAGCAAAGGAUUUCAAAGGUCUUUUGCUGACGCGCUUCUUUCUUGGUGUCCUAGAAGCUCCGUAUUAUCCUGGCGCUCUAUACCUGCUAUCAAUCUUCUACACACGUAAGGAGAUAGCCACCCGGAUUUCCAUACUCUACACUGGCAAUAUUUUAGCCACCGCAUUUGCUGGCUUAAUCGCUGCUGGAAUUUUUGCAGGAAUGGAUGGGCGGUCUAGUAUCAAGGGAUGGCAGUGGCUUUUUAUUUUACUAGGAAUUGCCACGUUUGUUGUCGCCCUUGGAUCGGUGUUCACACUCCCAGAUGACCCCUUAAGCACCAGAUGGCUCACACCGAAGGAACGCGAACUUGCACACAAUCGCAUUACCAACGACACUGUUGACCGCCAAUCGCAAACCACAACCUGGGUCGGGCUCAAAGCAGCCGCUAAGGACUAUCGCCUCUGGAUCUUUGCCCUGAUGCAGCACCUCCAUCUUGCUGCAAAUGGAUUCAAGAACUUCUUUCCCACGGUUGUCCAGACGCUCGGUUUCAACAGACUUAUAACAUUAAUUUUAACAUGUCCACCAUAUUUAAUCGCGGGACUGAUAUCCGUCCUCUGGUCCAUGAGCUCCGGUAGAUUCAACGAGCGAACAUGGCAUAUAACAGCCGCAAAGGCUAUCGCGGUAGUCGGAUUCGCAAUCGCGUGCGCUACGCUGAACACAGGGGCGCGAUAUGCUGGAAUGGUAAUAUUUACCAUUGGCACAUAUGCUGUCAAUUCGAUUAUCCUGGGCUGGGUAGGGUCCACUUGUGGACAGACGAAGGAGAAAAAAUCCGCGUCUCUCGCAAUAGUCAAUACCAUUGCUAAUGUGUCAUUUAUAUGGACUCCUUAUCUCUGGCCCAGUUCCGACGGACCACGGUAUUUAAUCGCCAUGUCUUCGAGCAUUGGGCUAUCAAUUGCAACUGCAGUGGCGGCAUGGGGGAUGCGAUUUAUCCUCCUGAGGCAAAAUAAGAAAAUUAAACAAGUUAGCGAGGGCGGCGGCCCUUGUUAUGCUUAUUGA
Blastomyces dermatitidis ER-3 is the source of this 1455-nucleotide messenger RNA. Its product is annotated as MFS transporter. Gene Ontology annotation, molecular function: transmembrane transporter activity. The record is from RefSeq and is a predicted model, not a curated record. The transcript is spliced from 5 exons. Gene Ontology annotation, cellular component: membrane. Lineage: Eukaryota; Fungi; Ascomycota; Eurotiomycetes; Onygenales; Ajellomycetaceae. Bases 1 to 1455 code for a protein of 484 amino acids. Gene Ontology annotation, biological process: transmembrane transport.